UGACUUUUUGUAUAUGUGUAGGAUUCAAAUAGGGAUUAAUUACUACUUACUCAAUCCUUUAUUUAUUUACACCAAAUGACCAUAACAGAAAGCGAGUGUUUUACUGGUCAGUUGAUUAAUUCUAGGUGAAUGGGAUCGAUGUUUAGAAAGAGAAGAUAUUGCAAUGAUGACAGAUCUGAUAAAUCGUAAUUAUUUACCAGACAAGGAGCAGCUAAAGAGAACUUGCAAGGUAUUUUCAAGAACUUCAAUCGUAAUUGGUAUUAUUACUACCAAAAUCUGUGAAACCAUUAAACGCAGAAAUAAUAACAAAGUCAAAUGUGUUUGGGCAGCAUUCGAACCUCACAAUGAAAAUCAUAUCGUAUUUGUGAUUGUAACGAAGAAGUCAAAUACAGAUUUAGACUUUAAACCAGAAUAUGACGUAAAAUAUCGUAAAGACGGCGAUUUUAGUUCUGAGAGUAAGGAGGUAAUUCUCCAAGAAAGCGAUCGAGGUUUAUUUCCAGAAGAGCAUGAGAUCAUUAACAUUCAAGAGUGUAUUAAUAAGUACACAUCAAAACUGAUGGAAAAACAUUCUAAUUUAACAAUAAUUUCAGCAAGUCUUUUAAAAUGCAAGGGAUAUGGAACACAAAAAUGCAUAAAGGAGAGUAAAGCAUGUAUAGUUUUGCAUGUACACAUUAAGGGUCUGAUACCUUUAAGGGAAUCGGUGUUUCCAACACAUUUAGAUGGCUUCGAAGUAGAUGUACGAGAGGGGUGUUUUCAGCUAGACUCUGGAAAAGGCCCGCAUCAUAAACAUCAGAAUGUGAAAAUGGGAUGCGGAAUCAAAGCAAAAGAACGAGACGAUUGUGGUACAUUGGGUGGAUUCCUUGAACAUCCAAAAUAUGGUCUUUGUGCCUUAACAUGUGCCCAUUUAUUCAUUGACGAAACACCACCAGGAAACGUAAAGAAAACGUUCGAUCAGGAGGGUAUUGAAUGCAUGCAACCCUAUCAUGAGUAUGGCAACACGGAGGGAAACAGAUUUGGUAUGCUAAAAUUGAUUUUUACGGGGGAGCGACGAUCAGUCAGAGAAUAUCCCGUAAGCUUGGACUAUGCAUUGAUUGCUGUCGACCAAAAUCGAAAACCUUUAGACGGAUCAUUUCCAUAUGCCAAACCGGAAGAAUGGUCAGAUGCAGGAUUCAAGAAAUAUCCACCCACUUUCGAAACAGGCAAAGUUAUCGAUUUUCAUGAACUAAUCCAAAAACGAAGCCGCCACAAUGUUGUCAAAUAUGGUUCGACAUCAAUUCUGACUUGCGGAAAAAUACCAUGGAAUGCAGGCCAAUACAGAAGCAUUGGCAAUGAGAAGGUUUGGAAAAAUCAGAUCCAAAUAAAUGCAACAAAAAAUGUAGCGGAUGAGGUCUUUUCUAAAAGCGGAGAUUCGGGAGCUUUAGUUUUCCACGCCGACGACGAAGAUAACUUAACCGCUGUAGGACUGUUGGUUGGUGGUAACGGCGAUCUAGGAUUUUCACUUGCUACACCAAUAUGCGAUAUUCUUGCAGAUAUCAACAUACAGAAUCUGAAAAGAUUCAAUGUCCAAGAUGAUUCCAAUAACGGGAUUAUAUAUCCGUCAAACUCUACAGUCACUACACCAGAAAAUAGCUCUUUCGACCAUUGUUGUAGAAAGCUCUUUGCUCCAAUUAUAUCAUUGUGGCGGCGUUUAUUUCCAGAACAAGAAAGAAAACCUAAACUUAAACGAGACUGAUUUUACAUAGAUAAGGCAAAAUGGUAUCGCAUGACAUUUAUGAUGUCUUAUCUGAAGCUCUUUUGCUCGUAUCUGUAAUGUUAUUUUCUUGUCAUAAAAGUUGGUACAGGUUUUCCAGUAAAUAUUACUUCCUUAGAUUUUCGGACAAACUACUGUUGAUCAUAAACGUGGACAAAUGAAUUUUCAGAACCUAAAUCACUUCAAUUGUACUUUAAGCGUUAAGGUAUUUAACUUAUGUAAACAUUAAUUCUAACAUGGCUCGAUUUGAUUUCUAGUUAAAACAAAGAAGAAAAUCUAGUUCUGAAUAUCCUGCGAUAAACAACGGUUGACGCGCGGACCGGUAAGAGAGCAUUAUGACGUCAAUUAUGACGUCAUAUUGCCGCCUUACGUCCGAUACAUUACUCCUCGCGUAAAUGAAGUCCAGCAUAAUAUUUAUAAAAAUAUAUUAAUUAGCAUGUCAGAAUGAAAACAACCAAGGCCUUCUUGUGAUUUAUCGUCUUAUUUACUAGGGUUCGUCGUUCAGAUGCUUCAGUAUUUAACCACUCGGGCCUCGUGGUUCAAUUCCUACGCAUCUAAACACUGAACCCCGGUAAAUCAGACGAUAAACCACUCGAAGGCCUUGAUUAUUUGUUAAUUAAAAUGACUCAUUCUAUAAUUAUCAAAUGGCGAGGUGUAUUCUAUGUUGCAAAAGUUGUGUGUGUUUCUGAUGGCAUGGAUUGAAAACAACGUGGCAAGUAGGUGCCAGUUUUCAAUUACACAGAGAUAAUAUAAAAAAAUAACCUAUCCAUACAUGUCCUUUACACAAAAACGUACGAGGUAGGGGGGCUGAAACAAGUCGGUGGGUAAAUAAAACUGUCCGUCUGACUACCAGUAAAAUAUCUGUCAUUGACUCGGUACACUGUGUAAACAUACAUUAAAGAGUUGCUGCUAGUUAAGUAUUGUCGAGAUACUCACUAAAAGGGCGAUAACUUUAUUAGCUCACCUGUCACUUAGUGACAAAGUGAGCUUUUGUGACCGCUUAAUGUCCGUCGUGCGUCGUCCGUCGUGCGUCGUGUGUCAAAAUUUGUAAAAAAGAUACUCACACCAAACUUCACAGGAAUGAUCCUUGGGUUGCCUCCUUCCGAAAUUGCCCAAAGAAUUUAAUUCCUUGCAGAACUGUGGUUGCCACGGCAACCGAAAGGAAAAACUUUGAAAAUUUUCUUGUUAGAAACUGUUAGCCGGAUAUAAAAAUGAUAUCUAUGUGACCUUCUACCAAAAUUGCCUAAGCCAUUCUGUUUCGGUAAAACACAUGGCCGCCGGGGGCCGGGGCUUAUUUUCCGUAUAUGGCUAUAUUGUAAAUUUCAAAAAUCUUCUUCAAAACCACUGGACAAAUUUACUCUAAACUUCACAGAAAUGAUCCUUCGGUGCCUCCCUAUCAAAAUUUCCCAAAGAAUUGAAAUCCAUGCAGAACUCUGUUUGCCAUGGCAACCGAAAGGAAAAACUUUAAAAAUAUUCUUGUCCAACACCACAGUAGCUAGGGCUUUGAUAUUUGGUAUAUGGCAUCAUCUAAUGGUCUUCUAACAAGUUAGUUCAAAUUAUCUUCCUAGGGUCAAAUAUGGCCCCACCCUGGGCGUCAUAUGGUCUACAUAGACUUACAUACGAAAAACUUUGAAAUUCUUCUUGUCCAAAACCACAGAGCUUAGGGCUUUGAUAUUUCUUAUGUAAUAUCAUCCAGUGGUCCUCUACUGAGAUUGUUCAAUUUAUCCCCUAGGGUUAAAUAUGGCCCGCCACGGGGUCAAAUUAAUUGUUUAUAAAGACUUAUAUAGGGAAUAACUUUGAAAAUCCUUCUGUUCAAAACCAUAGGGCCUAGGGCUUUGAUAUUUGGUAUGUAGCAUCAUCAAAUAGUCCUCUACAAGGUUUGUUCAAAGUAUCCCCCCUAGGAUCAAAAGUAUCUCCCUAGGAUCAAGGUAUGGCCCCGCCCCAAGUGUCAUAUGGUUGAUAUAGACUUAUAUGUGGAAAAUCUUUGAAACUCUUCUUGUCCAAAACCGCAGGGCUUAGGGCUUUGAUAUUUAGUAUGUAGCAUCGUCUAUUGGUCCUUUACCAAGUUUUUUCAAAUUAUCCCCCUAGGGUCAAAUAUUGCCCCGCCCAGGCCGGGGUCACAUGGUUUAGAUAGACUUGUAUAGGAAAAACUUUAGAAAUCUUCUUAUGUGAAACUACUAGACCUAGGCCUUUGAUGUUUUGAAUGCAGCAUUGCCUUAUGGUUCUCUACCAAGAUUGUUCAAAUUAUUACCCUGGGGUGAAAAAAGUCCCUUCCCUUAGGGUUUACAGUUUUACAUUAUAUUUAUAUGGGAAAAACUUAAAAAAUCUUCUAAUAUGAAACUGGAAGGCCUAGGCUUUUGAUAUUUGGUAUGUCGCAAUGCCUAGUGGUCCUCUGUACCAAGAUUAUUCAAAUUAUGCCCCUUAGUCGAAAAGAGGCCCCACCCAGGGAGUCCCAAGUUUUACAUAUAUAAGAAAAAAAUAAAAAUAAUCUAGGCCGAAGGCCUUUCAUAUUUGGUAUGUAUCAUUGCCUAGUUGAUUUCUAACAAGAAUUUUGAAUUAUGCCCGGCCCCUGGGGUGAAAAGAGGCCCUGCUCCAACCUACUUUCUUGUUUUGUAAAAUACAGCCUUGAAAUUUGGGUGGCAUGUACAGUUUUGCACACUGAUCUUAAACUGACUUUCAGUGACCAUAAAUGUGACCUACUGACCUACUUUAAUAUUUUAGCAUCUGUUUGACAUUUGAUUUAUAUAGCUCAUAUUGAUCAGGUGAGCGAUCCAGGGUCAUAAUGACCCUCUUGUUAUUAUUCACGACAGAAUGAAGGUCAUUGUACUUUUCAGUUUCUGUUAUUGACAUAUGUCGUUAUAGCAAAAAUCAUUCAAUUUCAUUUAUUUGAUUCCCUGCAGUUUUCAUAAAUAACAAAAAGAAUAUCAAAAAUUAAGUAGAGUUAAACAAUAAAAGUUAUGUUUAGAAUGUCUAUUUGCUGUAAGAACUCUUAAGUCUACAUGAAAUUCCAGUGUUAUAUCUUGACUAUCGGUAGAUCUAUCUUUUUUAAAAAAUGACACAUUUUAAGUGAAAAAGAGCUAUUAUUUUAUCAAAAUAAAACAUGAAUUUAAUGAUUUGAUGGAUAAACUUGCAAAAUGAACCUAAAGGCUUUUUGUAAAGUUUCAGUCCAUUCAUAUGUUUCAGAAAUGUUGAAGGAAAUGUCAAUUCUCGGACAUUUUCUGAGUUCAAAAUCAUUAAUGGAGAAUAAUUAGCUAAAACAAGACUCAAAAGUUCUUGACCUGGUGUAUGACAUAGUGAGCAUUUUAAUACACAACAGAGUUGUUGUAAAAAUAAAUACAUGCUCCUAAAUACAUGUUUGAUAUUUAGCAUGCACUUUUUUCAUCAAUAUGCUGUUUAAAUAUUUAUGUAAAAUUUUAGGCCAUGACGUUUUGUAAAUUUACAUAGAUCUUGAAAAAAUCUCCCUUGUUUUCUGUUUUGCUAUUUUAUUUCAUGUGUGGCCAGACCUGACCAUUGAAAAUAAUUUAUUAAAGAUAUUUAGAGAUAUUUUUCAUGUCUGUAAUUUAACUGUCACCUUAAUGAUUUCAUUUUUAGUUAUAUUGAAUUUUGUAGAUUUUUUAGAAGACAUGAUCUCUUGUAUUUCUUUAAAAAUGACCCUAAAAUGUCCUGUGAAGACCCGAUGUGGCGGCCUAUUGAAUAUUUUUGGGAAAUUUGUGUCAUUUAUAUGUCAUUUUUGACACUUAAUUUGAAUCAUUAUUUGUAUUUUGAAAUGUACUGAUAAGAUGUAAUGUUCUCAUAAGUUUAUGUUUGUGUAAUUGGUUUUUGAUAAUUCUUCAUAUUUCUUGCAUUUGUUGAGAAAGGUUAUACAUAUUUGGGAAAAUGUCAUUGAACAAUCAGAUUUCAACAUUUUUUGGUACUUUUCUGUAAAUAUGGGCUUAUCAGUUAUUUCUUUGCGAGUCUAAUUCAUACUUUGGACAUUUCACUUCUUCCAGGACUAGGAAGUAUUGAAAAUUAAGUGCAAAUUUUAAGAACAUUGGACUUUAUUAGUCCCCUACUGGUUGAAAACCAGUUUCGGGGACUAUAGGAAUGCGCUUUUCCGUCAUUCCGUCCAUCCGACUGUCCGUCCGUCCGUCCGCAAUUUCGUGUCCGGUCCAUAACUCUAUCAUCCAUGAAGGGAUUUUAAUAUUACUUGGCAUAAAUGUUCCCAAUGAUGAGGCGACGUGUCUUGCGCAAAACCCGGACCCCUAGCUCAAAGGUCAAGGUCACACUUGGAGGUCAAAGGUCAACAGGGCUUUUUUAAUGUCCGGUCCAUAACUCUCCUAUCCAUGAAGGGAUUUUAAUAUUACUUGGCACAAAUGUUCCCCAUGAUGAGAUGACGUGUCAUGCGGAAAACCUGGACCACUAGCUUAAAGGUCAAGGUCACAAUUGGAGGUCAAAGGUCAACAGGGCUUUUUUCCUGUCCGGUCCAUAACUCUCCUAUCCAUGAAGGGAUUUUAAUAUUACUUGGUACAAAUGUACCUCAUAAUAAGACGAUGUGCCUUGCGCAACUUUCAGACCCCUAGCUCAAAGGUCAAGGUCACACUUAGCAGUCAAAUGUUAACAUAGCAUGAACAAAGUCUGUUUCGUGUCCGGUCCAUAACUCUGACAUUCAUUAAGGGAUUUUAAUAUCACUUGGCACAAGUGUUUCCCAUGAUGAGACAACGUGUCAUGCGCAAAUUCCGGACCCCUAGCUCAAAGGUCAAGGUCACAAUUGGGGGUCAAAGGUCAACAGAGUUUCUUUCCUGUCCGUCAUUAACUCUGCCAUCCAUGAAGGGAUUUUAAUAUUACUUGGCACAAAUGUUUCCCAUGAUGAGACAACAUGUCAUGCGCAAAGCCCAGACCCUUAGCUCAAAGGUCAAGGUCACAAUUGGAGGUCAAAGGUCAAUAAGGUUUUUUUCCUGUCCGAUCCAGAACUCUGUCAUCCAUCAAGGGAUUACAAUAUUACUUGGCAUAAAUGUUCCCCAUGACGAGACGAUGUGUCAUGCGCAACACCCAGUACCCUAAGUACCCUAGCUAAAAGGUCAAGGUCAAACUUUGAGAUCAAAGGUCAAGAGGAUUUUUUCUUGUUCGGUCUAUAACUUUGUCAUGCAAAACAGGAUUUAGAUAUCAGUUGGCACAAAUAUUCCCCUGGAUGAGACAACAUGUCAUGCGCAAAACCCAGGCCCAAGGUCUAAUGUCAAGGUCACA
Messenger RNA from Mercenaria mercenaria, 6973 nucleotides. RefSeq lists its product as uncharacterized. Lineage: Eukaryota; Metazoa; Mollusca; Bivalvia; Venerida; Veneridae. The coding region runs from base 164 to 1732 and encodes 522 amino acids. The transcript is spliced from 2 exons. The record is from RefSeq and is a predicted model, not a curated record.